Molecule: messenger RNA, 2174 nt
Organism: Trichogramma pretiosum
Lineage: Eukaryota; Metazoa; Arthropoda; Insecta; Hymenoptera; Trichogrammatidae
Product: omega-amidase NIT2
Exons: 5
Coding region: 93-968 (291 amino acids)
Biological process (GO): L-glutamine metabolic process; oxaloacetate metabolic process
Cellular component (GO): mitochondrion
Molecular function (GO): omega-amidase activity
Source: RefSeq, a predicted model, not a curated record
UCUGUUGAAUAUUGAUAAGAGUGUUGCAUACGAACGACGCAGAAAAUGAGCGAGAUUGCGGUUUCAAACACUCUGCACACCAUAACCUCAGAAUGUUGCAAACUCGAUACUUUGCCAAUCAAGCUGUCAGAGCCAUGUCGACUCUGCGGUUGGCUCUUGCCCAGCUAUCAGUUGGCGAUGAUAAGGAGGCAAAUAUAAACAAAGCAAUUUCUUUUAUUACUAAAGCCAAAGAAAAAGGGGCUGACAUUAUUACUCUCCCAGAAUGUUUUAAUUCUCCAUACGGCACAGAUCAUUUUCCAAAAUACGCCGAGACCAUUCCAAAAGGUGCAACAUGCAUCGCACUAGCCGAUGCCGCCAAGAGAAAUGGAAUAUACGUGAUUGGUGGAACGAUACCAGAAAAAGACGGUGACAAAUAUUACAAUACUUGCACCGUUUGGAAUCCAAAAGGAGAGCUUGUUGCCAAGCAUCGCAAAGUACAUUUAUUUGACAUCGACAUCAAGGACAAAAUAACUUUCCGAGAAAGCGAUAUUCUUAGCCCGGGUGAAACUUUGAACACAUUCGAAGUGAAAAAUUGCAAAAUCGGCCUGGGCAUCUGCUACGACAUUAGAUUCGAAGAAAUGGCAAAACUUUAUCGUAAGCAAGGCUGCUCCAUGCUCAUUUACCCUGCUGCUUUCAACAUGACGACUGGUCCAUUACAUUGGUCGCUGUUGCAGCGAGCAAGAGCCAACGACAACCAGCUUUAUGUAGCUUGUGUGUCGCCCGCGAGAGCCGGUGGUCCCGGUUACAUCGCUUGGGGACACACAAUGCUCACAAGCCCAUGGGGCGAGGUGCUUGCGGAGCUCGAGGCUAUCGAGGACAUGAUAGUUAAAGAUAUCGAUUUGAAAGUUAUCGAUGAAGUUCGAUCACAAAUACCGAUUUUCAACCAAAGGCGUAAAGACCUUUACGAUACGUUGUGGCUGAAAAGCUGAGACUAAUAAAGCUUUUAACUUUUUCAAGACAAUAAAGAGUGGUAUUUUUCUAAAAAACAUUGAAAAGGUAUAUAACUUGUUAACUAAAGAUACAUUUUUAGCAAGUGUAUGUUAUUGUGUUUACGAGCGAAUAAUGGCACAAUUUUUUUUAUGUCGAUGUUAUUUUAUAUUUUGCAAUAAAUAAUUUACAAUGAUUUUAUUUUUCAUAAAAGGCCACUUGAUGAUUAUAUGACGCAAUAUAUGUACGAAUAUAUAUUAAUAUAUAUUUAACUUGCUUGAAGUUGUCUCAUGACAUGCUCAUGAUUUUAUUUUAGAUUAAAAUUUUCACAGGUACUGAUAUAACGCUUUUAGGGUGGUCUCUUCAGAUUUCCCAGAGUUUGGCAAUAAUAGUUAGUGGUAGAUCAAAUUUACAAGAAAUACUUGAUGAAUAGUUACGCUAAUUUUAUCAAAGUACAUGAUCCACAUGUGCUGAUUAAAUCUAAAUCUUUCAAAUUCUAACAUUUGCCAGUUUGUCUGAUUGUAAAUAUUUGGAGCAACUUGUUUUAAAAUUUUUAAUCAACUUUUGCAACAUAUUUAAAAUAUUUCAAAUUUUACUUUUUUUUUAUUAAAUGAAAAUUCUUUUUAAUUACUUAUAUAUUUCAUGUUCAUGCAUAUUUUUUCAUGUAUAUAAAUUCAGUGUAAUAAAUAACAUAACAAUGCUAAAUCAGAUUAUUUAAAAGCAGGAAAAUUACGUAGUUGAAAUUUAGCGAAUUAAAUCUUUUGAAAGUCCUCGUUUUAAAUAAAAAUAUACUAAAUGGAAUAAAAUUGUGUCUGUACUUUAACACAACCGUAAAAUUGAAAAAUGUUAUUUACUAUCGUAAGCACCAAUGAAUUUCAAAGACUAUAAGCUCAACUUACUUUAAACUAUGUGAAGAAUUUUUAAAAAUUUAAAAGUAUUCGAAUAUUGAAUGAUUAAUUUUUUAUCAUCAGCAGUUAAAAUUUAAUUUAACUAUUAUAUAAAGUACGAUCCAAAAUUAUAUGUAUUAUUCGUAAAUCAUUUAAAAGGCAUAUUUGUAAGAUACAUUUUUUCAUUUUAGAAAAAAACGGAUAAUCGACACUCUUCGUAUUUACAAGUUUUUAAACGUCGUUCAUUCCUAUUAUUUGUUGCAAAUGAAUCUGUAUCUUUCUUUAAUAACAGGCGUUUGAAAUACAUUUAGUUUCUUGGAA